GUCACUGGGGGACGGAACAGCGCCGGAACACAGGGUUUACGCGGCUUUGUCAUGGCUUCUGCAGAGCAAAACCAGUCUGAGGUACCGACUCCAAAUGAUGCGCCACCACAGAAUGGCAUUCCACUGGUGCAGUUUUCUGAGAAACCAUCGCUGGAAGAAAUACGGUCGCAGAUGCAGGAGUUUGCCUCGGAGCGGGACUGGAACCAGUACCACACGCCACGUAACGUCCUGCUGGCACUGGUCGGCGAGGUGGGCGAGCUCUCGGAAAUAUUUCAGUGGCGCGGCGAGGUCCCCGCCGGCCUGCCCGGCUGGUCGACCGCCGACCGCACGCGGCUCGAACACGAGCUCUCGGACGUGCUACUCUACCUGGUGCGCCUGUCGAACGUCUGCGGCGUGGACCUGCCGGCCGCGGCCGCGCGCAAGAUGACGCACAACGCCGCCAAGUACCCAGCCGAGCGGGUGCGCGGCGACAGCCGGAAGUACGAUCAGUACGACGAGUACACCCGGGAACGGGAGACUCCAGACGGUGAGGAGAGCAGCUAACGACGGCUGGACGCCUAGACGCCGUGACCGCAGGUGGGGGACGCGGGAACUCAUUGGUAGGGAGCGGUGAAAGGGGUGGUCGGGGCAGAACAGCUAGAACUGCCCCGGCGUGAUGAUGGCGGAUGAAGUUGAAAGUUCGUGGCGGCUUCGGAGGCCGGCCAGAUUCCAUUGUUCCGUGAUUUGGGGGUCUGAGUGCGUGUUCGUUCCUACAAUACUUGAUAUUGGAUGUCGACGUUUUGAUUGGAGAGCUCUGAUGAUGCUUUGUCUCGUUUCUGGUGAUGUUGGCCAACAAGACCCCGCGUGAAAGUGAAUAAGACCAAGAUGCGUCAUUGCGAUCUAUCGCAUAAGGUCCUUGGCUUAAAGCGGUCGUCAUGACUGGCUCGUAGAAAAUUAACGAGUCCGUACUGUCACCGGCUCUGGGCUGAUCAUUGGCCAAGAGACCCGACCUGAGAGGCACUAGAUUUGGAACCGUAUGCGGCGAGGCUGCGUACCAAUGAUAUUAUGGGAAUGCUGCCGUUCAUUCUGAACUGUCUCAUAUUUGUGCUUCUUACGCGUCGGGUGAGGAGGGGAGCUUUUGAGCCCACCCUUUUCGGAUGUUCCAUGUCCUGUUGUCAUGGAACGAUAUAUCCAGACAUUGUUGUAAAUGUCGCCGGAGUUAUCCACUACUCGCGCUUUUGAUAAUUGCAUUUCAUACUUAUUCCUGUUCUCAGGGAACUAAGCUGCUCCAAAAUAUACAUGUGCAGUAA
Molecule: messenger RNA, 1289 nt
Organism: Amphibalanus amphitrite
Lineage: Eukaryota; Metazoa; Arthropoda; Thecostraca; Balanomorpha; Balanidae
Product: dCTP pyrophosphatase 1-like
Exons: 4
Coding region: 52-543 (163 amino acids)
Biological process (GO): nucleoside triphosphate catabolic process
Molecular function (GO): nucleoside triphosphate diphosphatase activity
Source: RefSeq, a predicted model, not a curated record